Molecule: messenger RNA, 1029 nt
Organism: Anisakis simplex (herring worm)
Lineage: Eukaryota; Metazoa; Nematoda; Chromadorea; Rhabditida; Anisakidae
Source: the annotation of a GenBank genome assembly
AUGUCCUUCAAUCCGAAUUAUGAAGAAAUCGGGAAUGCAUUCGUGCAACAUUAUUAUUCUAAGUUCGACGUCCCAGAUGUGGCAAUGCGAAGCAGUGGAUUAAGUGAUUUAUAUGAUCCACAGAAUUCGUACAUGACUUUCGAAGGAGUUCAGGCUAGGGGUCGUGAUGAGAUAUUGCAGAAAUUCACGAGUUUGACGUUCAAAGGGAUUCAGCGAGCGAUCACAAAAACAGAUUGUCAACCCUUACCCGAUGGAUCAAUUCUAGUAGCUGUUAUUGGCCAAUUAAAGUACGAGAAUUCGAAUGCUGUUGAGUAUCACUCAACUAGAGAAUCAUAUGCCAAAAGUGUAGAAGAUGAGAACGAAAUGGAUCAAAGUGUAGAGGUGGAACGUGAAAAAGAUGAAUUGCAGACAGACGAUGAUCCUGUACAGUCGUAUAAUCAAUUCUUCAUCCUUCGUCCAUCAUCCGGUGCUUUCUUCAUAUCGAACGAAAUCUUCCGUCUUGGAAAGAGGAUGAGUGGCACACAGAAGGCUGGUAAAGUGGCGACGAAAGGCCAAAAACGUAUUUAUGAGGACAAUACGUAUGCGAUUCGUGACUAUAGUAUUGCUGCAAUCAUUUCAUCGAUAUUUUAUGCAUCACUGUCGUUGACGAUAUUUUCUGCAUCAACACUAGAAUGGGUAGUGUUCUGUGUGUGUAUAUUUCUUCAGUUGGGAGCAGUUCUAACGAUGCGUUAUAUGGCACAGUGUAUAAGAAAUGAGAAAGGGCAGGUUAUUGAUGCGGGUAUUGAUUUAAAUCAGCCGGAUGCUUUCGGCGAAUAUUGCAAAGAUAUCGUCAUCUUAUGUUCUAGUAUCGUAGUAAUUGCAACAUUUUGGUCAAAAAUAUUUUGGUUAUUACUGCUGAUACCAGCAUAUGCUUGCUAUCGGAUUUGGACUGGUAUUCUUUCGCCAUGGUUUUUCGCACAACCUGAUGAUGAUGAUGAAAUUGAUGAGAAGAAACUCAGAAAAAAAGAACGUAAACUGCGCAAGGCUUAA